AUGCAUCACAGAGAGAGAGAGAGAGAGAUGGUUGAACUAAAUCUGAUGGUGUGGCGAGGUUUGAAGGAGGAACAAAGAAGUUGCAUUUCUAAUCAAAAUAGCUUGGGUUUGAGUAGUAGUGCAAGAAAGAGGGAAUUGGUUUGCGUGACAAGUGGGAAUUCUUACCUGGCUUCCCACAUUGUGAAGGAGCUCUUGGCUCAUGCCUACCCAGUUCGUGUCACUAUCCAAUACCAAGUGGAUUUUGAUGACAUGAGAGAGCUGAUGAGAGAUGAAGAGAUAAAUCAACUAGAAAGUGUUGUGGUAGCAAACAUGGGAGACGUGGACAGUCUCAGUGAUGCUUUUAGAGGUUGUCAUGCUGUUUUUCACACCUCCUCUUUCGUUGAUCCGCAUGGGAUCUCUGGUUAUUCAGAAUGGAUGGCAGUUGUUGAGGCUGAAGGGGCAAAGAAUGUCAUUGAAGCUUGUGGUAGAGCAGCAUAUACAAAGAGAUGUAUCUUCACCUCUUCUCUUCUUGCCUCUAUCUGGAGAGGCGACAAUGUAGACAGGGUUGUUGAUGAGACUGGUUGGAGUGAUGAAAAUUUCUGCAGGGAAAACAGGCUUUGGCUCGCCUUGGGCAAGACGAUGGCAGAGAAGGCUGCCUGGAGCAAGUCUAAAGAAAUGGACGUGGAGCUUGUUACAGUGUGCCCUGGAUUACUUAUGGCCCCCUCUUUCCCAAAUGCUCACAGAGAAACCUCUGUACCGUACCUUAAAGGUGGCCAGAUCAUGCUACGACGAGGCGUCCUUGCUACUGUAGAUGUGAAGAAGGUGGCAGUGGCGCAUGUCCAGGUUCACCAAGCAAUGGAGGAUUGCGGAGCUUGUGGAAGGUAUUUUUGCUUCGAAAGAGUGGUACGAAGAUUGGAGGAGGCCAUUGAGGUAGAAAGUGGGUUGGACAUGCAUGGCUUAUUAUCAGGAGGAGGAGGAAGACGACAAAUCUUACUAGAAGGAGACCGCCAGGAAAUUAUAGAUAGCAACCUUGAUAACUCCAAGCUUUCUAAACUGGCAUUACAAGCUUCUCAACGCUUAUCUUGCAAACAGUGUUGCAAAAUCUCAUGGCCAUGAGAGCCUGAAAAUAAUAUAUUAUCAUCAUCAUCAUCAUCAUCAUCAGAGAGAGAGAGAGAGAGAGAGAGAGAGAGCAAUUGAGACAGCUUCUAUUAAUCUCUAUAAAGGGGAAGAACCUUUGUGGUUUUCCACUUGGGUAUGUUGAAUUAAUAAACUUUUUCCAAAGCAGUAUGUUGAAUUAA
Alnus glutinosa is the source of this 1277-nucleotide messenger RNA. Its product is annotated as cinnamoyl-CoA reductase-like SNL6. Lineage: Eukaryota; Viridiplantae; Streptophyta; Magnoliopsida; Fagales; Betulaceae. Gene Ontology annotation, molecular function: 3-beta-hydroxy-Delta5-steroid dehydrogenase (NAD+) activity. The transcript is spliced from 5 exons. The record is from RefSeq and is a predicted model, not a curated record. Gene Ontology annotation, biological process: steroid biosynthetic process. The coding region runs from base 1 to 1095 and encodes 364 amino acids.